AUGUGGUAUCUAGAUUUUAAGAAUCAGGGACAUGACACGAAAUACUGGCUUCAGCCAAUAUACGGCUGUAUAACUUUAGGUCUGCGUUCUGAUUCAUACGACAUUGUCCUUGGUUGCAAGGAACCAGAUGCAUUAGUUAGUGCGGCCAUAUGUUUUGUAAACGAUUCUAUACAAAACGGGAAGCGGUCAGGAAUAAAACUUGUAGAUUUCGGCUGUAAACGUGGGUUGUACAUUAAUGACAAGCUGGUUGAUGAUGAAUGUGUUGACCUCUCACAUGGUGAUAGAAUAAAAAUUCCACAUGUUGUCGAAUUUGAGAUAAAGUGGCAUCCUAUUAUUAUUUGCAUAAGAAAAGAUGCAUACGAUUUCUCCGACGUGGAAUUAUACAAAUGGGAGAGCUGUUUACGAGAUCACGAUAUUCAAUACUCGUAUGAGUGGAAUUCGGAAUGUACGCAUCUUUUGAUGCGACAUUAUAAAUUCGAUUAUGCCGUGCUCCAUGCUUUGGCAGAGGUUAAACCAAUAAUAAAUCCUAAAUGGAUAGAGCAUCUAGAAGUUAUGAGGGAUGGAUCCCUAGUCAGAAUGUUUCAACUACCAGAUGAGACCAAUUAUCUUCCCGAAGCAAAGGAUGAAGUCCCUCGAUUAAAUAUAGAAUUAUUUAAAGCCAACGUGAAAAGAAAGACAUUGUUAUCUGGGACCGUGUUUGUGCUUCCCGAGGAGCAAUAUAACGAGACAAGCUCCGUGAUGCAGCUAAUAAAGAAAGUCGGUGGACAGGUAGAGCUGUAUACGGUACCCACACUAAAUGAACACGAGUUGUGCACUAUAAUUGCCAAGAAUGAGCGCAAACUGGCAGAUGCUCAUCGCGUCUGUUAUUUGACUCCAUCAAAAGCAGACUUAUGCAGUAUGCUAUGCCAUAUUUUAAGGAGCAUGCGCCUGCGGUUAAUAAACCCAGAUGAAGUGCUCACCGCAAUAUAUAAGGUUGAUGCAGACACAUACUGUGAUCCAAAAAAGGAAGCAACGAGCUCCAAGCUAUAUUUAAGGCCUCGCAUGAAAGAUUCCGCAGAAAAAAGGCCUGCUGUGUUCAAAGGACCUCAAAGACGGAAAGCUUCUCCAAAAGUGAAUAUGCCUGAUUUGAAUAAGUAUCGGAAUUUCAAUCGCAGUAGAUUUAAACCCGCCAAUACAAAAAGGAAUUAUAGUAAAACUGAGCAGGCCCAUGUAGAUGAUCCUAUGGACGUGGAUACCGGGCAAUCUGACGAAUUUGAAAGGUGGCAAGCUGAUUUGGCCGAAAACUCAAAGAGAGCCUGGCAUUGA
Molecule: messenger RNA, 1305 nt
Organism: Paraglomus brasilianum
Lineage: Eukaryota; Fungi; Glomeromycota; Glomeromycetes; Paraglomerales; Paraglomeraceae
Source: the annotation of a GenBank genome assembly